Molecule: messenger RNA, 1944 nt
Organism: Chrysochloris asiatica (Cape golden mole)
Lineage: Eukaryota; Metazoa; Chordata; Mammalia; Afrosoricida; Chrysochloridae
Gene: SLC37A1
Product: solute carrier family 37 (glucose-6-phosphate transporter), member 1
Exons: 21
Coding region: 1-1944 (647 amino acids)
Biological process (GO): phosphate ion transmembrane transport; glucose-6-phosphate transport
Cellular component (GO): endoplasmic reticulum membrane
Molecular function (GO): glucose 6-phosphate:phosphate antiporter activity
Source: RefSeq, a predicted model, not a curated record
AUGGCUCGGCUCCCUGUUGGCAUUCGCUUCCUCAUCUCAUUCUCAAGGGAUCAAUGGUACAGAGCCUUCACUUUUUUCUUGACAUUUUUGCUGUAUGCAAGUUUUCACUUAUCUAGAAAGCCUAUCAGCAUAGUUAAGGGUGAGCUCCACAAAGAUUGUGCUGCUGUGACCGAGGAUGAAGACCAGUUCAAUAGUCCAAGCAAGCAAACUGGCUACCUACCCAGUAAUGGGACUGACUGCGGCUGGGCGCCAUUUGAUAAGGACAACUACCAGCAGCUGCUUGGAGCCUUGGAUUACUCCUUCCUGUGCGCUUAUGCGGUUGGCAUGUACCUGAGUGGGAUAAUAGGGGAGCGCUUGCCAAUUAGGUAUUAUCUGACCUUUGGGAUGCUCGCCAGUGGGGCCUUCACCGCCUUGUUUGGCCUGGGAUAUUUCUAUGAUAUUCACAGUUUUGGAUUCUACGUGGUAACUCAGAUCAUCAACGGCCUUGUGCAGACCACCGGCUGGCCCAGCGUGGUUGCCUGUCUUGGCAAUUGGUUUGGCAAAGGAAGGCGAGGUUUGAUUAUGGGUAUCUGGAAUUCCCACACCUCUGUAGGCAACAUUUUGGGGUCCUUGAUUGCCGGCUACUGGGUAUCUACAUGCUGGGGCCUGUCCUUCAUCGUGCCUGGAGCCAUCGUGGCAGCCAUGGGACUAGUGUGCUUUCUCUUUCUCAUUGAACAUCCGAAAGACAUCAAGUGCUCAUCCACACUGUCAAGGCAUUCCAAAGGCUAUGAGAAUGGUACAAACCGAUUUAGACUCCAAAAGCAAAUCCUCAACAAUGAAAAGAACACAGCUCCGGACCCAGAGACACAGUGCUUGCUGUUGUCUGAUGGGAGCGGCUCCGCCCAUCCCAACCACUUCAUCAUCCUCCCAGCGGAAGGUGGGAGUGCCAUGCCGGCCAUCAGCUUCACAGGAGCCUUGAGAAUUCCAGGUGUAAUAGAGUUCUCUCUGUGUUUGCUAUUUGCCAAGUUGGUCAGCUACACGUUCCUGUUUUGGCUUCCACUGUACAUCACGAAUGUGGACCACCUGGAUGCCCAGAAGGCGGGGGAGCUCUCCACCUUGUUUGAUGUGGGUGGAAUCUUCGGUGGGAUCCUGGCAGGCCUGGUUUCAGACCGCCUGGAGAAGAGGGCCUCCACCUGUGGCCUGAUGCUGCUGCUCGCAGCCCCAACGCUCUACAUCUUCUCCACCAUCAGUAAAAUGGGUCUAGAGGCCACCAUAGCGAUGUUGCUGCUCAGUGGGGUCCUCGUCAGUGGGCCGUACGCCCUGAUCACCACCGCCGUCUCUGCAGACCUGGGGACACAUAAAAGUCUGAAAGGAAACGCCCAUGCCCUUGCCACCGUGACUGCCAUCAUCGAUGGAACCGGGUCUGUAGGAGCAGCUCUGGGCCCUUUGCUGGCUGGACUCAUCUCUCCUUCUGGAUGGAACAAUGUAUUUUACAUGUUGAUGUUCGCAGAUGCCUGUGCCUUAUUGUGCCUGAUCCGCCUCAUCCACAAGGAGCUGCGCUGCACCGGGACAUCAAGGGGGGAUCAAGUUCCGAGGAAAUUAGAGGUGCAGGUUCAUACCCAAAUCAUCAAUCUGGACAAUGAGCCAAAUGGGCUUAGGCACACAGAGGAGCAGGCAGAGGUGAAAUACUGGGAUUUGGCCUCGGGGGCCCUGUGCCUUGGGGACCGGGCUGAGGGUGGGUUGGGUCUCAGGGGUACUGGUCCUCAGCAACCGGGCUAUGCGGGUGGGUUGGGCCUCAGGGGCCCUGGACCUCGGCGACCGGGCUACAUGGCGGGUUGGGCCUUGAGGACCCUGGACCUCGGCAGUGACCGGGCUGUGGGCCGCCUGGGCCUCUUGGCAGGGGAUGUUGACCACAAAAUCCGUUCUGUCAUCACAACCCUGAGAAACCCCUUUAUAUUGGAUUAA